Molecule: messenger RNA, 2814 nt
Organism: Drosophila nasuta
Lineage: Eukaryota; Metazoa; Arthropoda; Insecta; Diptera; Drosophilidae
Gene: Tsf3
Product: Transferrin 3
Exons: 4
Coding region: 334-2490 (718 amino acids)
Biological process (GO): iron ion transport
Cellular component (GO): early endosome; recycling endosome; plasma membrane
Source: RefSeq, a predicted model, not a curated record
CUGUCGAACAGUCGCCGCUGUUCGCCCGUCGCGUGUGCUUGACUCGGCGCAUUCCCGGGAUUCGAAAAACAUACUAAAUAUAUUAAUACGAAUAUACAAAAGUGCUGGUGCAUAUAAUAAGUAUACACAUGUCAACAUUGGUAGGCGUAUUCGCGUUGAUAGACCGAGUGCUGAUAGCGCGAUUAAUUAACUAAAACAAUUUGUAAAUCGAGACUAAGUGCCGACUUAAAUAUUAUUAAAAUAAAGUGCUCUUUCAACUCGUUUAUUCAUACUUAUUUAUGUAUAUAGACAUACAUUUAAUUAAAUUGAAAUAACUGAAGUAAUCACACAACAAUGCAAUUGCUAGCAUUCAUCUUCAUAUGGUCGCUGGCCUUGCUCUUAUCAGCAACGACUUCGGUCGCCAUCGAGCCGCCCGACGAUGGCAAAUUGCGCGUUUGUGUGAUAGAAUCACGCGGCACCUAUCGCAAGGCGCCCAAGUUCUGUCCACAAUUGUCGGCGACCAGCAACAUUGAAUGCGUUAUUGGCGUGGAUCGCUUGGACUGCGUCCGUCGUAUACACAAGGGCACCGCUCACUUUGGUGUGCUCACGUCCGAGGACUUGAUUGCGGCGCGGUGGGCAAGCGCGGAAAUCUUGGUGGCCAGUGAAAUGCGUUCGCAUGCGUCGAAUUUCGAGUAUGAAGUUGUUGCCGUUGUGGAUAACAGUGCUGGCAUACACACAGUCCAUGAUCUGCAUGGCGCCAAGUUAUGUCAUCCCGGUUAUGGCUUGGAAAACCACUGGACAGAAGUGUUGGCCAAUUAUUUGGAGUCAACGAUGGUGGCAAAGUCAUGCAAUCCAGAUCUCACGUUGACUGAAGACCGCAUUGCAGCAUCGGCCAAGUUCUUUGGUCCCAGCUGCAAGGCAGGUCCCUGGGUGCCAGACGCCCAACAGGAUCGUACUCUUAAGGAUCGAUAUCCUUCACUAUGCGAGUUGUGCUUCAAUCCCUACAGUUGUGAUCAGAACGACAAGCACUGGGGCCGUCGUGGUACACUUUAUUGUCUGACUGGGGGAGGCGGUCAGGUUUCUUGGGCGCGACUGGAUGAUGUGCGCAGUCACUUUGGCCUUGCGGGUCUGGCAGCUCAAGAUGAUCCAGCGAAAUACAGUUACCUCUGUCCAGAUGGUCAUUUGCAGCCCAUCAAUGUGACAAAGCCUUGUAUUUGGAUCUCAAAGCCAUGGCCUGUGGUGGUAGCACGUCGCUCACAUGCCUCCCAGAUACAACAUUUGGUCACUGGACUGUCGCAUGACGAGCCUCAGAGCUGGCAGAAUGCCUUGAUAAGCUUGCUAGAGACGUAUCAUGUGUAUACCAAUCCAUUGGACAAUGUCAUUCCCAUCAACGAUUAUCUGGAUCAAGCUAUUGGCUAUCAGUCGGCCUACAGCUUCCCUGAAUGCAAUCCGCCACGCUCCAUAGUGGUCUGCACCACAUCGAUUAUACAGCACAUCAAGUGCUCCUGGCUGCAGGAGGCAUCACAAACGUAUGGCGUCGAGCCAAAUAUACAGUGCAUUCGCACCAUGGAUUUGGAGCACUGCAUGGACGAUGUCAAAUACAAGAGUGCCGAUGUGAUGCUGGUGGAUCAGGAGCAGCGUGUUCAGGCACAAAGGGAUUACAAUUUGAAGCCGCUGCUGUACGAGUUUGCGCAGCAAAUGCACGAUCGCUAUGUGACUAUUGCAGUGGUACAUAAGGAUGCCAAGUUCAAAAGCUUUAAGGACUUAAGAGGAGCACGUGCAUGCCUGCCCAGCUAUGAGGGCGCUGCCCAUUUGGCCGUGCAGGAGACCAUUCUAAAUGCAACCGGUAGCAUGCACUCGCUGAACGGCUAUUUCAAUCGCGACUCUUGUCUUUGGAAUCCACAUAAGGGACGUAAGUGUCCAUCGUACUAUGCGGGCGAGGAAGGCGCCUUGCGUUGCCUGGCUGAAGGUGCCGACGUUGCCUUUAUUAGCUCCAACAUCUACAAGAAAUACGUAAGUGACAACAUCACCUCAGAUUGGCUAAAGCAAAGCAAGCCGCAAUCUUACCGCUUGUUGUGUCCCUACGGCGGCACCGAGCGUUAUUCAAAAUUCGAGUACUGCUAUCUGCACUGGACAACGCGUGGCCAUUUGAUGACCCACGAUCUAACAGAGGCGCGUCACAACGAAAUCUACAAUUCACUGCGCGACAUGGAUCAUCUAUUUGGCCGCCAUUACAAGAGCGAAUCACGUCCCUUUACACUCUUUGGUGUCUUCGACAGACAGAACGAUGUACUGUUCCACGACAACACAGAUGCUCUCUUUGGCUUGCAGGAGGUGCAGCGGGAUGAUGCCAGGCGCAACAUGGAGCACAUAUAUCAGCGAUACACAUCGCAGUAUUAUGCUGUCAAAGGAGAGGAGGAAAGCGGUGGACAGCGCUGGAGCAACAGUAGCAAUGGUUGCAUUGUUGUGUUGCUGGCUGCAGUUGCUUUGUGGCUUCAGCAGCGUGUAUAAUACGUUAAUUUAGUCAUGCACAUGUGCACAAUUCAAAUUAUUUAUUGUGAUAUUACUUUAAAUGUGCCCACAGUGCAGUGUAAAUAAUGUUUAGCAACAACACGAAUACAAACAACUGUUUACAUACACCAAUGUUGCAAAACGUAACAAACUGCAAAAGGUACGCUGUUCACAGUCAAACAAAAAGUCAAUUUACUAUUAAUAAGCAGACAAGUACUAGAUGCAAACAAAUUGUAGUCUUUAUAUUUGACACCCUGUACUAUAUACUAGUGAUAUCUUAACAUAAAAAUAUACUAAAUAAACAGUAAAACAUUACCAAACACU